This is a messenger RNA of Morchella sextelata, 366 nucleotides long. RefSeq lists its product as uncharacterized. NCBI's taxonomy places the organism in Eukaryota, Fungi, Ascomycota, Pezizomycetes, Pezizales, Morchellaceae. The record is from RefSeq and is a predicted model, not a curated record. The coding region runs from base 1 to 366 and encodes 121 amino acids. The transcript has a single exon.
AUGGCUGGCGACUUGGAUGAUGCCCAGAAUUUCGAACUCAUCCGGGCAGUUAUUGCAUCUUUUUCCUCGCUAAGGACAACUGGACCAGAAGAUGUUCUCAACGCCACCGUCAACUUAGAGAACGCCGGUGUACUUCAUUGCACACUCCUGAUAAAGCCCACAGAUUUACAGGAUAACUCUCAACACCAGUCGAAAUACGAAGCGCCUCUUUUGGAAGGCAAUGGAAGCUAUUCGGCCGUCCAACUCAUCGCAGAAUUUCUUAAUCUCUUUGUGACAUAUCUCUGGAUGAAAGAGUCUACUGUCACCAACGAUGAUUUACGUGAGGAUCUAUCACCACCAAACAGUAUUACGACUGCGAUGUGUUAG